AAGGAGCAAUGGGUAGUACUGAAACAACAACAAAAGAUAAGAUCCUUAUAUUUGGAGGAACUGGAUACAUAGGCAAGUAUGUGGUGAAGGCAAGCGUUUCUUUAGGCCAUAAAACAUAUGUUUAUGCUCGUCCAAUCUCAGAGAAAACCAGUCUCUCCAAGCUACAACUACACAAGGAGUUUCAGUCCCUCGGUGUCAUCAUUGUCCAAGGAGAGCUAGAUGAACAUGAGAAACUUGUAACUGUAAUUAGGGAAGUGGACGUGGUGAUAUCUGCACUAGCUUAUCCUCAAGUUCUUGACCAAUUCAAGAUCAUAGAUGCUAUCAAAGUUGCUGGUAAUAUAAAGAGGUUUCUUCCAUCAGAUUUUGGAUGUGAAGAGGACAGGGUGAGACCUCUACCUCCAUUUGACAAUUUUCUAGAGAAAAAGAGAAGAAUCAGAAGAGCAAUUGAAGCAGCUGGAAUUCCUUACACCUUCGUUUCAGCUAAUUGCUUUGGCGCUUACUUUGUUAAUUUCUUGCUUCGCCCAUAUGACCAACCAGAGCUUAUACUUGUCUACGGAAGUGGUGAAGCAAAAGCUGUGUUAAAUUAUGAAGAAGAUAUAGCCAUAUGCACAAUCAAAGUGGCAAAUGAUCCUAAAACGUGCAAUCAAGUUGUGAUUUAUCGUCCUCAAACAAAUGUCAUAUCACAGCUUGAAUUGAUCUCACUUUGGGAGCAAAAGACUGGCCGUACUUUCAAAAGGGUUCAUAUUGCAGAGGAAGAUUUAGUGAAACAAGCUGAGACCCUACCACAUCCAGAAAAUAUACCAAUAUCCAUUCUGCACUGCAUAUUUGUAAAAGGUGAAACGAUGAGCUUUAGACUUAAUGAGAAUGACGUUGACGCUUCUAAGUUAUAUUCAGAUUUUCAGUUCUCCACAAUUGAUCAACUUCUUGACAUAUUUUUGUUUGAUCCUCCGAGGCCUGCAAUUGCUGCGUUUGAAGUCUUACAUAUUUAUUUCCAUUUCUUUCUUUUCGAAUAA
Molecule: messenger RNA, 1013 nt
Organism: Pistacia vera
Lineage: Eukaryota; Viridiplantae; Streptophyta; Magnoliopsida; Sapindales; Anacardiaceae
Product: eugenol synthase 1-like
Exons: 5
Coding region: 9-1013 (334 amino acids)
Molecular function (GO): oxidoreductase activity
Source: RefSeq, a predicted model, not a curated record